CAAAUCAAAGCUACUACCCGCCUCCGUAAUGGAGGCCUCAUCAUUGAACUAACAUCAACUGAAGCAGCGAAAUGGGUGCAUAUACCAGAGAACAGAAUAAAGAUCACGGAAGCCCUAGGAAUCCCAGCCACCAUCAAGGAACAUCGCUUUUCAGUGAUUGUCCCAUUCCUCCCUGUCAGCUCGAACAUUGAAGAAACUAACUGGCUACGCACGGUGGAGGAGGAGAACGACAUGCCGUUAGGAGCUAUAGAAUCUGCAAACUGGAUCAAACCCAGGCAACGGAGAGUGCCAGAUCAACGAGUGGCUCAUGCAAUCAUCCACUUCGCUAACCCAUCAGCAGCUAACCUCUCACUU
Molecule: messenger RNA, 354 nt
Organism: Suillus clintonianus
Lineage: Eukaryota; Fungi; Basidiomycota; Agaricomycetes; Boletales; Suillaceae
Exons: 1
Source: RefSeq, a predicted model, not a curated record